Molecule: messenger RNA, 2960 nt
Organism: Colias croceus (clouded yellow)
Lineage: Eukaryota; Metazoa; Arthropoda; Insecta; Lepidoptera; Pieridae
Gene: Dorsal
Product: embryonic polarity protein dorsal-like
Exons: 13
Coding region: 492-2222 (576 amino acids)
Biological process (GO): response to cytokine; non-canonical NF-kappaB signal transduction; inflammatory response
Cellular component (GO): cytoplasm
Molecular function (GO): DNA-binding transcription factor activity; DNA binding
Source: RefSeq, a predicted model, not a curated record
GAUGCACCACUAGCGAAUAGCGACUUGGCUAUUAUUAAGUUGUGACGUUCACCUUCACUUCGCCAAAGUUAAAACUUUCGGUAGUCGGUACCCGUAGUACUUCUCUAAUAAUAUAUGAAUUUUAAAUAACCGGCAAAUAUUCAGUCCGUUUAUACAGUGGUUCAAUCCUGAAGUGCAAAAAUAAGUGUCGAUUUCGAUAUAACCUGUUCCGUAAUUCUUGGAACUGUGCAUGUGUACCGAGACAAGACCUUGAUAACUAGUUGCUUGGACAAGUGAAGACAGUUAUUAUAGGAUCAUGCUCAAGGAGGUACGUCUUUAGUUUUUGAUUUGUGAUAACCGUGCGGGCAAUAUUUCGAUUAAAAAUAGUGAGGUAAAGAGUUCACAGUUUAUCAGACAUAAGUGCAAUAUGGUCAGUGAUGACGAAGUUUAAAAUAAAUAACUAGUGCUGAAAUAAUCGUGAUAUCUUCAGACGAGUCGUAAAUAAACGAGCAAUGGACAACGGCGGAGAGAGCGUGCUAAACAUAAUACAUAGCGAUGACGGAGGGGCUACCAACGUGAAUAUAAGUGAUGUCAUUGAGGCGAUCACGCGCGCGGACCCCGUGUACGGCGCGGACGUAGACGCCAUGUCGCGGGCGCCCGCGCACGGCGCGCACCCCUUCGUGCGCAUCGUGGAGCAGCCGGCCAGCAAGGCGCUCAGGUUCCGCUACGAGUGCGAAGGCCGGUCCGCCGGUUCGAUACCCGGCGUGAACAGCACGCCGGAGCGCAAGACGUACCCCACCAUAGAGAUAUGCGGCCACCGGGGGCCCGCCGUCAUCGUGGUGUCAUGUGUGACGAGGGAGGAGCCUUUCAAGCCGCACCCGCACAACCUGGUGGGCCGCGAGCGCUGCGACAAGGGCGUGUGCACGGUGCGCACUACGGUGGGCGACGACAGCCGCGUGUCGUUCAGCAACCUCGGCAUACAGUGCGUCAAGCGGAAGGACAUCGCCGACGCGCUCAAGAUGCGAGAGCAACUGCGCGUCGACCCCUUCAAGACGGGGUUCGGUCACCGCAACCAGCCGCAAAGCAUCGACCUGAACGCGGUGCGGCUGUGCUUCCAAGUGUUCAUCCAGGACGAGCGCACGGGCAAGGUGCGCCACUCGCUGCCGCCCGUCGUCUCCGACAUCAUAUACGACAAGAAGGCCAUGAGCGACCUGGUCAUCAUGCGCAUGAGUCAGUGCUCCGCUACGCCCAGGGGGGGCACGGAGAUCUUCCUGCUGUGUGAGAAGGUGGUCCGCGAGGACAUAGCGGUGGUGUUCUUCCAGAAGGAGGGCGACACGGUGGUGUGGGAGGAGAGCGCCAACAUCGUGCUGGUGCACAAGCAGGUCGCCAUCGCCUUCCACGCGCCGCCCUACCAGAACCCGCACGCCACGCACCAUGUGCAGGUGUAUAUCCAACUCAAGCGCACAUCGGACAACGCGCGCAGCAACGCAGUCCCGUUCGAGUACAUCCCGGACUACCAAGAUUCGGGAUACUUAAAGCAUAAGCGACAGAAAAUCUUGUCUUCGCUCAUGCAAUAUGACGAAAGAAAUUACGGCGAUCAACAAAUCAAAUCAGAACCAAGAGACAAAACUCCACCACACGCGAUGGGCAGCCCGCGACAAGUGGCCAGCGUCUACAACGAGCAUGAACCUGUGCAAGAUAACUCUUAUCAGCAAUGGAACAUGCAAAACGUGCCCCUAGCUGGACCUAGUCACAUACAGCCGUACCAAGACGUGCAAUGGGGCCAGAACUACACGCAAUUGUCCCCAAGCGUCCCAACGAUGUCCCCGAACGAUGCGUCCAUGUCCCCAAACAUGCAGAUGUCCCCGAUGGGCCCAACGUCUCCGAUGAUGAGAGCUUCGCCUAUGGCGCAAGUUAUGUCCCCAAUAUCGCCGAUGCACGGGGCCAUAUCGCCGAAUAUGCACCAGAUGACCACUUUGGGGCAUGUCUCCCCGAAUCUGACCCACAUAGGCCAUAAUAUGGCCCCGCAACAGGUGCAAAAUCAGCAAAUGCCUCAACAAGAUCUGAUGGAGACAGUGAGCGACAACCCGUCGAUCACCAGCCUCCUCAUGGACCGAGAGGACAUCCAGCUGCUCUCCGCAGACCUCUCCGGGCUGGUGUCCCUGUUGCCCGCUCAGAACAGAGGGCCAGACCUUAGUGAUAGCCUCAACAGGCUAUCUACUAGCGAGUUGUACCCGUCAUAGUGAAAAGUGACUGUGUUAUAAAAACAGUGUAUUCAAUAUUAUAAUGUGUAAUGAAUUCUGAAGUAAAGUGAAGAUGUUAAUGUGCAAUUAUGGACUUAGUGGCUCGGAAGUAUGGAUGUAAUAGAACUAAUACUAUGAAAUAACACUUAUGCUAUGAAGGUGAAAAUAUAGUUAGUGAUAAGACUAUUUUGUGAAUCGUGGACUUGCAUGGUUAUAGUGUUGACGAGAAUAAAACUUUUUAGAGAUUUUUUGUAUUAAACUAUUGUGGAUAUUAUAGUGUUUAGUUAGAAAGAGACACAAUUAGGAAAUAAGCAAUGUCAGUGUUAGAAAUAAGAAUGGAAUUUGAGGGAUUACAAAAAAAUACAAGUCUAAUUUUUUAUAUGGCAAAUUUUUAAUUUUGUCGUUUAUAAUAGUAAUUGGUUAUCUAUCCAUUGGCUGACUCGCCCUAGAUUGUUUUACUUUCUCUUUAAAACUUAUCUACUGAGAGAAUGUCGAGAAAGAACAUUUGGCUCCUGAUUGAUAUAUUUUAUAAAAAUAAUGCCCAUUCCCAUUGGUCACAUUAUAUUAAUUUAAUUCAUUAUAUUAUGAAAUUGGGAAUCUUUACAAAAUUUGCCCAUUUUACAGUUCAGCCAAUAAUAGGACAUCUAGGGUCAGAUAAUUUACUAUAAUUACAUGAAAAUUGAACAAAAAUGAUGUAAUUUUAUUUUGUAAAAUAAAAUAUGUAAAAUUAUGAGAUGA